AUGGUCAAGACAGGCAGUCCAUCCAAGAUGACGAAAACAAAGAAUAUUCCUUCCCGAGGUGGGGUUGGCUGGUUAAUAGCAGGAAUCUUUCUCCUUCUCUCCUUGCUUGCUACUUACCUGCUCCGUGUUAUGCCCAUAACCUCCGGAGUGUCGGAAAAAAUGGAGUAUAUCGCAAAGACAGCCAGAUUCCCGGAACAAGGGAUCCCUCUUCGAACGACCUACACGAGAAUUCCCCCCCUGGACAAAGGUCUUUCAUUCCUCGUGGCAGCUUUCUUACACGGCGCCGCUGGAUGGGACCGAGGCUUUUAUGUCCUCCAGGUUUAUUUCCUGAUUUCGUUCUUCCCUGUUAUUGCCAUCUGGACAGUGGAAUCGUGCAGGAGACGCAACAGCCUUGCAUUGAUUAGCUUCACCAGCAUUUGGGCAAUCUUCUAUCAAACUGUUGGCGGAGCUAUUAUUGUACCUCUCUAUUAUCUUGCGUACCUCCGAGACAGCAGUGGAAGUCAGUAUUGGUCAGCGGAGUCGAGACAAGUACCGCUGCCGUAUGCGAAAGCACUGCUCCCCGCGCUGAUCUUCGGUUACUUGGUGCCGACUAUCCUGAUGUUUCUACCCUACUCAGACACCGAUCACUGGACCACGCAGGCCAUGGUCGCUCUUUGGCAGCCGUGUCCAUGGUUCGUUGAUGCCCUUGGAUGGGUGUUGUCGAUAGUCUAUUCAAGUAUGGAUUCGCAGACCCCGCAAAAGCAAGCGUCUCUACUCGAUAUAGCCUAUCUCGACACCAUCUACACUGUUGCUUUUGUAGUCUCAGCACUUUCGCACAUAGGGACCCUCCUCGUCUGCCUGCUCUCCGGAGAUCCGCAGCAUUCCUUCAACCAUAUUUUCUUUUCCCGGUCAGGAAUCAGGGAGCCUUCGUUGACCGAGGGUCUUCGCGCCAUCUUUCAAGCUGAUUUCUGGAUCAUCUUCGCUUCCUCUCUGGUCUGGGCUUUUCUUGCCAUCUGGGAUCUCAAAAGAAUAGCCAAAACAGAAGUUUCCUUGAGUGCAGCCGUCGCGGCCCUCCUUUUAGGUUCUGUUUGUGUUGGUCCGGCGGCGGCGGUGGCGGCUGUUUGGUACUGGCGAGAGCACGUUAUGGCCCGAGAAGGCUCUGCAUAG
Messenger RNA from Rhinocladiella mackenziei CBS 650.93, 1146 nucleotides. RefSeq lists its product as uncharacterized. The record is from RefSeq and is a predicted model, not a curated record. The transcript is spliced from 2 exons. NCBI's taxonomy places the organism in Eukaryota, Fungi, Ascomycota, Eurotiomycetes, Chaetothyriales, Herpotrichiellaceae. Bases 1 to 1146 code for a protein of 381 amino acids.